GGCGGGGCGGCGCGGCUGCAGGGCGCCGCACGGCCCCAGACGGACCGAGCCGCCGCUGCCGCCGCUGCCGCCCCCCGAGCCCAGCAUGGUAAUGGCCGAGCCCCGGCAGCCCCCCCGCUGCUGCCCCGCGGGCCCGGGCCCGUCCGCGUCGGGUUCUACGACAUCGAGGGCACGCUGGGGAAGGGCAACUUCGCCGUGGUGAAGCUGGGGCGGCACCGGAUCACGCGCAGCGAGGUGGCAAUAAAAAUAAUUGACAAAUCUCAGCUGGAUGCAGUGAACCUGGAAAAGAUCUAUCGAGAAGUGCAGAUAAUGAAAAUGCUCGACCACCCGCACAUAAUAAAACUCUACCAGGUGAUGGAGACCAAAAGCAUGUUGUACCUUGUGACAGAGUACGCCAAAAACGGAGAAAUUUUCGAUUACCUUGCCAACCACGGCCGUCUGAGUGAGCCGGAGGCCAGGCGCAAAUUCUGGCAAAUCCUCUCUGCGGUGGAAUAUUGUCAUAGCCGAAAGAUUGUGCACCGUGACCUCAAGGCUGAAAAUCUCCUGCUCGACAACAACAUGAACAUCAAAAUAGCAGAUUUUGGGUUUGGAAAUUUCUAUAAAAGUGGUGAGCCUCUCACCACCUGGUGUGGAAGCCCCCCGUAUGCAGCCCCGGAAGUCUUUGAAGGGCAGCAGUAUGAAGGACCCCAGCUGGAUAUCUGGAGCAUGGGUGUAGUUCUUUAUGUUCUAGUCUGUGGAGCGUUACCUUUCGAUGGACCUACACUCCCUAUUCUGAGACAACGGGUUCUGGAAGGAAGGUUCAGGAUCCCCUAUUUCAUGUCAGAAGAGUGUGAGCACCUGAUCAGGAGAAUGCUGGUCCUAGACCCAUCCAAGAGAUUGACAGUUGCUCAGAUUAAGGAGCAUAAAUGGAUGCUAAUAGAAGUUCCUGUGCAGAGACCCAUUCUCUAUCCACAAGGACAGGAGAACGAGCCUUCCAUUGGAGAGUAUAAUGAGCAGGUUUUGCGGCUGAUGCACAGCCUUGGAAUAGACCAACAGAAAACUAUUGAGUCUCUGCAGAACAAGAGUUAUAACCACUUUGCUGCUAUCUAUUACCUGUUAGUGGAGAGACUCAAGUCACAUCGGAGUAGCUUCCCUGUGGAGCAGAGACUUGAUGCUCGUCAGCGUCGGCCAAGCACCAUUGCUGAACAAACAGUCGCCAAGACACAAGCUGCGGUGCCCACAGUGAACCUGCGUUCACAGAAUGUAAGGCUGCUGAGGUCUCCGGGCCUCCCGCCAGCUCCAGAAGCCUUCUCCUUUCCCCCAUCCAGCUGCCACGUAGAGUCAGCAUUCAUGGAAGAAGAAAGAGUCGAUACCCCAAAGGUAAACGGCUGCUUGCUGGAUCCCUUGCCCCCUAUGGUGAUUAGGAAAGGCUGCCAGUCACUGCCUACUAGCAUGAUGGAAACCUCUAUUGAUGAGGGGAUAGAGACAGAAGGCGAAUCAGAAGACGAUCCCGCGCAGGCAUUUGCAGCCCUCCAAGCAACCCGCUGUGGGAAAAGACGUCACACUCUGGCAGAAGUGACCAACCAGCUUGUCAUGAUGCCAGGCAUAGGGAAAGUCUACUCCUUGGAUGAGAAUCCAUCUUUGGGCAGCAUUGACUCAGAAUAUGAUAUGGGAUCUUUUCAGAGGGAUCUUAACUUCCUUGAGGACACUCCUACACUGAAAGAAAUGGUGCUGGCCAACCAGUCAGCACCCAGAAUGACACCCCCUUUUAUAGGCCUGAGACCUGCCAAUCCAGCCAUGCAGGCACUGACCUCCCAGAAACGAGAGGCCCACAACCGCUCCCCCGUCAGUUUCCGAGAAGGGCGCAGGGCAUCUGACACAUCCCUCACACAAGGAAUUGUAGCAUUUAGACAGCACCUUCAGAAUCUGGCACGAACCAAAGGAAUCCUGGAGCUGAAUAAAGUCCAGCUGCUAUAUGAACAGAUGGGAUCAGAAGAAGAGCCCAACCUAACAUCAACUGCUCCCCACUUGCAGAAUCUUGUCAACAGCCCCCCUCAGGAGGAAGCUUCUCAGCAGCAGGAGACUGUAUCUGCCUUCCCUAAUGGCGUGCAUCCACAGUUAUUAUCCAGACGGCAGAGCUUAGAAACACAGUACUUGCAACACAGACUGCAGAAACCCAGCCUGCUGUCAAAAGCGCAGAAUACCUGCCAGCUGUACUGCAAAGAACUGCCCCGAAGCCUGGAACAGCAGUUACAAGAGCACAGGCUGCAUCAGAAGAGACUCUUCCUCCAGAAGCAGUCCCAGCUGCAGGCUUAUUUUAACCAGAUGCAAAUAGCCGAAAGCGCAUACCCAAGCUCAAGUCAACUGCCCCUUCCAGGCCAGGAGGAGCAGCAGCAGCCGCCGCCACAGUUCAGCCUGGCACAGCCCUUGAGCCCUGUAAUGGAGCCUUCUUCAGAACAAAUGCAAUAUGACCCUUUCCUUAGCCAGUAUCAGAAACUGCAGCUGGAGUCAUUGCCGCCAUCACAGAUCCACAGCUCCCCUCGGCUGCCAUCGCAGAUUCACGUGCAGCAGCCACCACCGCCGCCCUUACAAUAUUCCUAUCAGACUUGUGAAUUGCCAGUCGUCCCCUCUUCUGAGCCAGACUACCCAAACCAGUGCCAGUAUUCCAUGAACCCAGCCCAGCAAAGCAAUGUAGCAUCACCAGAUAGCCAGAGGAGCUCAGCAUCUCAUGAGUCUCAAUCCAACUAUGAGGCGUUAGCCCUUUCAGAGUUGCCAGGACUUUUUGAUUGCGAAAUGAUGGAGACUGUUGACCCCCAACAUAGUGGCUAUGUCUUGGUGAAUUAGCCACCCUGCAGUGUUAACUUAAGAAUGGAAGACAGGUGAAGUGAAGGAAAAGCAUGUGAAUUUUCAUUUUUGUUCCAACCCUAAAAUUCAUGGCUUAUUUUCCAACCCUUGACCUACUGGGGGAUGUAAAAGCCACCUGACUGGUACAAGCCGGAGAUGGCUAAAAGCUACACAGCCAUUAGUUCAUCCUGUCAGUACUAUGCCACAAACCCGGUGGCAGGGGCUGGAGAUGGAUAGUGCAGUUUGGUCAAAUAAAGAACCAGUUUGCAGAGAAGGAGAUUACAGAUGUAGUUUUGAGAGAAAGAAAAGGGGCCCUUCCAAAAACUGGAUACUCUGCUGGCAUCCAUCCAGUACCAGAUGAAACCUGUUAAAGAUCUGCAAAAGAAAGGAGAACGAAUGAGUGACGCAUUGUACUUCUUGGCAAUAAAAGCAAUAUAUUUUUCAUUGGAACUCAGACUUGGGUAACCUGAAGGCAAAUCAAAAACUCUUGAAAUUUUAGUGCAUGGUGGAUUUAAAGGAAAGUUGCACUUUGGCAUUGAAAUGUUGGUUCUAAGCUACUGAUGUUGAAUUAGUCCACAGUAAGUCUCAGAGGACACCAGGUGUUUCUCCAACAGACUUCACAUCCUCCUGCUAGCAAACAGUGUUUCCCCAAACUUGCCAAAAACCUUCUAAUUGCCCAUCAUGGGAAGUUUCUGGAACUUUAACAAAAUGAUACACUGACCUAGUCAAAAGAUAGCUAGGUCUGACAUGGGGCACUGCAGUGUUUUUAGAGGCCUCUGAAUGGGGUACAGAAUACUCCAAAGGUAAAGGAUCAGUUAAUAGAGAUGUGAAAGUACCAAGAGGAGGUCUACAACUGCAGCAAAUGACAUUGUCGAAAAGGUCAGCCAGGGUAGCAUUAGAAAUCAACCCUUUUUGCAGACAGCCUCUUGUGGAGGCCUCUGCCUUGGAGCAGCUCUGGUCACUGGAGAGGAUACAUCUGUCCUCUGUCGCUUUUUAAAAAUAACUAUUUUGAAUUUACAGUCUGCGUUGCUGGUGGUUUAUUAAGCUUUGUAUAUUUGGACAAUUUAGGUUUUAGAACUUAAGGACAAAACAAAAGGAGCUUAAAAACCCCAUGUGAAGUGAUAGUGCUGUGCCUUUUUGGGUUCUUUAUCAGAUUAUAUGCUUUUUUUCCUGAAGAAAGUAGACAAUACCCCAUUUAUAUCCAUGCUAAAGCCAAAGUCACUUCAGAGCACGUGUUCCACCAUGUGGAAUACAAUGUAACUUCCUUAGUGUUUUGAUUGCUCAUCUAUAUGUGAAAUGUUAAAAGUAUUACAGCAAUAUUUAGUGUUAAGAACUGUUGCUAUAUUAACCAUUUCAACAGAUACUCACUUCGAGCAAGCACUUGAGUCUCCAAACCCUUGCAGUUCACAAAAUGCCAGACAGCAGCUGGGCUUUGGAUCCAUAGACGGGACAUAGGUAAUCAACAUAAUUUGGGAUGUCUCCAGUGUUUGAAAUACUGUGAGACAAUAUUAAAGGAGAACCUAGUACCCCAUAGUUGGAGAGUUUAGCCCUUUGUGAGCAGAUGAACACACUAAGCACAAUGCAGGUUCUUUAAAGCACAAAGAACAGCAGAGAAGCAGGUACUGCUUAUGAAAAACACCUUUUGUUGUCUGGAAGGUUUUCCCUUUUCAUUAAGUUCAAAGUGAGGAAAGAGGCUAAAUAUGCUAAUAGCGCCAUCUGUGUCUAUCACUACACAAUCACCAACCUUGCACCUGAGACUUUGCUCUCAAAUCGAAGUCUUGUUGCAAGUUCCCAACCCCACCAAAUCCAGGCUGUCACUUUACACUGACCCACGGGCAAGUUCUCCAGGCACCGUAUAAAGCACCAAGACAGUGAACUGAAUUGGUGGUAGCAGAAGAAAGAAUUCCUGAUACAUUGAGAAAAAGCCCAGUCAGUUUAUAAUCAGAUUUUCUGACCAACUAAUUUCGUGUCAUAAACAGAGUUAUCAAAAAUCAGACUGCAGAACCAUUUUUCCCCUUCAGAGAAUAAGCAGCCAGCACACAGAGCAAUAAUACAGUAUUUACACGGCAAAGGUAAAAAAAAAUACUAGUGACUAUAUAUUAGUCAGCUUUAAACAGGAAAAAGUUCAGCACUGCUGCCAGCAAUUGCCUUAUUUCCUAGUACGCUAAAAUCUGACUGACCUGUGGUGUUUAUACAGCACAUUGUGUAAUAUUGGUCACUAAUCCACUGGUAGUGCAGUCAGAUUUGUUCAAUCAAGGCUUUGUAUUGACUACACAUUGAUUCCAAAGUCAUUGCUGGUGGGCAAUUUGAAAUCCCAUGUAAGCUAAAGCAUGGAGGUUGUGCCCACUUACCCCUUUCUUUAUGGCUAGAUGGCAAAGAGGUCCAGUGAAGUCUAAACAUCUCACCAAGGCAGGUGACCACACGCUGCAAGAGUGGGCAGAAAGGGGGCCCCCCUUAAAUAUUAAGCAAACAUUUGUGGACAUACAAGGCCAAGCUGAAUACCUAGAGAGCUGCAAGAGGGAGAAGCAAACAAUGGAUAUGGAAAUGUCUCCAUAGCAUGAACAAUAAAUUCAGAAGCCCAGUUCUGCACAGGGAGUUGAGUUACAAAACAUGGCCUGCCUCUUUUCUUAACUAUUUCCACAACAAACCCUACCACCCCAUACAUCGUAGGCUGCCAUGGAUCAGGAUUCAGGGGCACAGAGAGCAGAAUUAUUGUUGUGGUUUGAUCUCAACUCAUUUUAGUCAUUUCUUUACCAGAGUGUCCCAACUAGUUUAAACUGCUGAGUUUUGGAAUGCAGGUAUCUAGGGAGCUAAAGAGUUUUGAAUGUUAUGAACAUGAAGUAGCUUAGAUCUCCCUCAACUAACAGCCUGUUUAACAUUUCAUGUCAUUUUCUUUAAAACAUUUCUAAUGCCACACUAGACUAUUUUGUGGGCACCACUCGUUGUAUUCAUGCUACUUUGAAGUGGCUGCUUUUGUUCAAGUCUGUUGUGUCUAACAUUAGAGGAUUGUGUAUACUACUGUAUAGUUAAGUAUUACCUUUAGUAUCUUGUAUUACAGGCUCCUUUGAAGAGACUUUGGUGAGAUGUAUAUGGGGUAAAAAUUUCAUAUGGAGAAAAGUGCAAUAUGUGUGUGUGGUACGUUCUUUAAUGUAUUUUUUUAAAGAGUUAGAGGGUUUAGUCUUUGCUUUGGGAUAAAUGCACUAGUUUUGUGAGCUCCAGUUGGGCAAGUUCAUCUGUAGUAAUUACAUGCAACUGGUAUACUGGACUCUGUAAAGCAAUUACAGUGUAUUCCUACAAAAUAAAGAGUAUGUACAUUUCAUUUUUAAA
Molecule: messenger RNA, 6150 nt
Organism: Chrysemys picta bellii (western painted turtle)
Lineage: Eukaryota; Metazoa; Chordata; Testudines; Emydidae
Gene: SIK2
Product: salt inducible kinase 2
Biological process (GO): intracellular signal transduction; protein phosphorylation
Cellular component (GO): cytoplasm
Molecular function (GO): ATP binding; protein serine/threonine kinase activity
Source: RefSeq, a predicted model, not a curated record